Messenger RNA from Amyelois transitella, 1065 nucleotides. RefSeq lists its product as uncharacterized. NCBI's taxonomy places the organism in Eukaryota, Metazoa, Arthropoda, Insecta, Lepidoptera, Pyralidae. The record is from RefSeq and is a predicted model, not a curated record. The transcript is spliced from 4 exons. Gene Ontology annotation, cellular component: mitochondrion. The coding region runs from base 263 to 949 and encodes 228 amino acids. Gene Ontology annotation, biological process: apoptotic process.
CAUGCAUAAGUAGUUCUCUCUCUAUCAAUUUUUUUUAAUCGGUUAAAAGAAAAAAGGCAGCUGUCAGCCAAAGCUCAGCUGACGAAUGGCUGACACUGACACAAUGACAAACAACAACAAAACGAAUGGGUACAUGAACCUAACCUCCAAAAUAGUUUUCGAUAUUUUAAAUUAUUAGAGCACCACUAUGAUGUAAACUAAAAAAGUAUUUCAAUAGCCGUUUCUAUCAGAACUUCUUCAUCAGCAUCCCAGUAUAUCCAGCAUGUUUAGAACGAAACUUGUGAAUAUCGUCCGAUCUGCUGCCAAGGUGCAAAGAACAUUGAUACCAAGACUACGAAAGGUUACCCCAUUAUCCGUAGGAUUACUAGCUACUGUAUAUUGCGAAGAGAACCAAAACGAAUACAAUGAGUUGAAUAUGUCAUGGAGUGAUGACAAUUUGGAGCACGAAUUCUUGAUACGCCAAGCAACAACAGUAAAUGUGAACGCCGCUACGCAAUUGCUCACAGUAACUUUAGUGGCUAUACAUGAUACCAGUGAAAGACUAAGGGAGGCUCUUACAAAAGAAAUAUGUCUGGUGAAACAAGCAUUAGAGUGGGGAGAGAAUGCGACACCCCCACAGCACUGGGACGAGCUGGUGGCAGUAAGGGGUUCACUCCGAGACCUCAAGCAUAAUCUACGCACAUUAUUUGGUUAUAUGGAUUAUGCUGAAAAGUUAGCCACAGUGGCUGCUGAAAUAUCUUAUCUUUCUGGAAACACUACAGCAUCAGAUGCUAUUUGUGAGAGAAUAGACCAUGCAUGCAGGACUUGUAAUGCCCAGAAGCAGUUGACGCACGAGCUUCAACAAGAGAGCUUGGAACUCCAGCAGCAAGCCAUCAUGAGCUCCCCACAGCUCGAGGAGAAACUGAAACAAGGGUUCAGUGAUGACAACAGAAACAAACGAAAAACUUGAUGUUAUUCUACAAUACGUCUCAUUAGUCUAUUCAAUAACAAUUACAAUAUCUAGGAGUAAUUUUAAAAUUUCUAUUUUUCAUAGUUUAUAAUAAACUUAGAAUAUGACUGGCUGAA